Molecule: messenger RNA, 279 nt
Organism: Penicillium soppii
Lineage: Eukaryota; Fungi; Ascomycota; Eurotiomycetes; Eurotiales; Aspergillaceae
Product: putative RING finger domain protein
Exons: 2
Coding region: 1-279 (92 amino acids)
Source: RefSeq, a predicted model, not a curated record
AUGGCCCAAGAGGAGAAACUCAAGAAGAGCCAUAUGGCGAUCGUUCUGGGGAUCGGGCUUGGAGUCGUGCUACUGAUUGUGUUAAGUCUUAUUGAGCGUUUGCGCAAGUUGGAUAAGGUCUCGCCAACCUGCACACUCGAGAAGUGGUGGACUACCACGAAGGGAAACCUCGGUUUGUCCGAGGCUGUUGACGGGCAAUUUGUGUGGUAUGUUCAUGCUCGUUUGAUCACAAGAGCAGCUGUUAAUUUGUGUGCAGCGCAGUUUGUUUGGAGCAAGUAG